GAGUUGAAAUGUUAGGACGUGGUGGGAAGGCCUACGUAGCAUAAUAUAUAAUACAAGUAAUAAAGUAUGCAAUAUAUAAGAUGAGUGAGAGUGUGAUAGUAAGAAUUAAAGAAGCCAUAUAUAUUGAUAUAUGUGUGUAUUUCCUUUGGGCUUGAAACUCAAAACUAUAAUAAUGGGUUCUUCUUCUCCUCCGGACACUAGCAAGAGCAUAAAGCUAGAGCGAUACAACAGCUACAUCAGGAGACUCAACAGCACCAAACUCCUCAACGCCUCCUCCAAACUCCUCUUCCGUGCCACUAUCUUAGUCGCACUCAUCCUCGUCUUCCUCUUCACCUUCAACUACCCUCCCCUCGCCCCAGACUUCACCUCCCACCGCCACCUCCACUCCCACUCCCACUUCCUCUCCUCCUCCUCCUCCUCCUUCGCCUCCUGGGAGAAGCAGGUCCGCCACUCCUCCACCCCUCGCCGCCCCAACGGCCUCACCGUCCUCGUCACCGGCGCCGCUGGCUUCGUCGGCAGCCACUGCUCCCUUGCCCUCAAAAAACGCGGCGACGGCGUUCUCGGGCUCGACAACUUCAACAGCUACUACGAUCCCUCCCUGAAACGCUCCCGUCAGGCAAUGCUCUGGAAACACCAGGUUUUCAUCGUGGAAGGUGACCUUAACGACACCCCCUUGCUUGAGAAGCUCUUCGACGUUGUCCCCUUCACCCACAUCCUCCACCUCGCCGCUCAGGCUGGCGUCCGCUACGCCAUGCAGAACCCCCAAUCCUACGUCACCGCCAACAUUGCAGGCUUCGUCAACCUCCUCGAGGCUGCCAAAUCCGCCAAUCCCCAACCCGCCAUAGUCUGGGCUUCAUCCAGCUCCGUCUACGGCCUCAACACCCAAAACCCUUUCUCCGAGCUCCACCGCACCGACCAACCCGCCAGCCUCUACGCCGCCACCAAGAAAGCCGGCGAGGAGAUCGCCCACACCUACAACCACAUCUACGGCCUCUCCCUCACCGGACUCCGCUUCUUCACCGUCUACGGCCCCUGGGGGAGACCCGACAUGGCUUACUUUUUCUUCACCAAGGACAUCCUCCAAGGGAAAACCAUCGACGUGUACCAGACGCAGGAGGGGAAGCAGGUGGCCCGUGACUUCACCUACAUCGACGACAUCGUUAAAGGCUGCCUGGGAGCCCUGGACACCGCCCAGAAGAGCACCGGGAGCGGCGGCAAGAAGAAGGGCCCCGCCCAGCUCAGAGUAUACAAUCUGGGGAACACUUCACCGGUGCCGGUUGGGACCUUGGUGUCCAUUCUGGAAGGUCUGCUAAGCACCAAGGCCAAGAAGCACGUCAUUAAGAUGCCCUCAAACGGCGACGUUCCCUACACACACGCCAAUGUCAGCUUGGCCUACAGGGAUUUCUCUUACAAUCCCACCACCGAUCUCGCCACCGGUCUCAGGAAGUUCGUCAAGUGGUACCUCGGUUAUUACGGCCUCCAGCAAAGGCUAAAAAAGGAAUAUCACCUUGACAAUGAAUAAUCACCUACGUACGUACCCAAGCCUUAAUUAUCCUCACACCACAUGCCCUUGUUUUUGUUUUUACAAGAAACAAAGAAAAACAAAUAAUUCAAAUACCUACCUUGGAUCAUUUUUCUUGUUUUUUCUUCAAUUAUUACUAUUAUUUUUUCUUAAUUAUUGUGGUGGUCCGUGUCCAUGGAUCCAAAUGCAUGUUGGUGUAGCAAUUAUACAUAAUAUAAAUAUCGGGUAUAUAUAGAUGAGGGAUAUAUAUGCAUAUAUAAAUGUCAGGGAAACAAACAGAAAGCAAAAGCAGCAAGGAAGUGUAUGUAAUGUAAUGUAAUGUAGAUCUGUAAGGAAAGAGAAAGAAAGGUGUAAUAAUGCAGGGUGGGGUCUGCCACAAAGGUUGCAGAUCUCUCCCCUUCUUUUAUCCAUAUGUUUUCAUUUUCAUUUCACAUCUUGUUUCUCUGUUCUGUUAUUCAACAAAUUAUAUAUAUUAUCUUUCCUUUUCAUCA
Messenger RNA from Glycine soja, 2013 nucleotides. RefSeq names its product UDP-glucuronate 4-epimerase 6-like. The record is from RefSeq and is a predicted model, not a curated record. The transcript has a single exon. The coding region runs from base 131 to 1522 and encodes 463 amino acids. NCBI's taxonomy places the organism in Eukaryota, Viridiplantae, Streptophyta, Magnoliopsida, Fabales, Fabaceae.